This is a messenger RNA of Salvelinus fontinalis (brook trout), 2324 nucleotides long. RefSeq names its product immediate early response 5-like (gene ier5l). The record is from RefSeq and is a predicted model, not a curated record. Lineage: Eukaryota; Metazoa; Chordata; Actinopteri; Salmoniformes; Salmonidae. Bases 173 to 1093 code for a protein of 306 amino acids. The transcript has a single exon.
ACCCCUAGCAAAUGAUUGCUUGCUCGCAUACAGAGGGAAGCGGACAGCCGUGUUCAAUGUUUCACUACCGAGCUGACUUAAGCCUUCGCCCCCGAACGAAAUAUCGUGACUUCCACUGAGAGAAAGUCGCUUUUCUGAGUCGGAGAGGAGCGGAAACGACAAUAUCACCACCAUGAUCAACACGAUGGAGUGUGCAGUGGAUGCACAAAGUCUAAUCUCAAUUUCCUUACGGAAGAUUCACAACUCCAGGACGCAGAGAGGAGGCAUCAAGCUGCACAAAAACCUCCUGGUCUCCUAUGUACUGAGGAACGCCAGACAGGUUUACAUGAACGAGAAGUACGCGGAGAUCUACAGGAUGCAGCAGUACGAGGAGGUGAUGACCGUCUGCAACGAGAUCCAGGAGUUAAACCCGCUGGAUUUGGCCGAGGACUGCGAGGAGCAGAGCGGGGAUUGCUGCGGCAACGACGGGGUGAGCGAACCGGCGAGUCUCUGCUGUGCGCUGCUGCCAGUAAGCCACCUAACAGCAGUGCAGUCAGCGCAUAUCCAAGCCCCAUCCGCCUGCUCCGCGCCUCUCUCUCUCCAAAGCGACGAGGUCUGCAAGGAGACAGAGCCCUCGUUCUAUCGGAGCUGUUGUGCGGAGGCUUACCCUGUAUCGAAUUGUGACUUUUCCACGGUGAACAACAACCUACACUGCAACAAAACGACAGUGCUCGAUCUGGACACGCACGUAGUGACCACUGUGGAGAAUGGGUACCUUCACCAGGACUGCUGCGCGUCGUUCCAACAGUGCUGCCAGGGCGCACAGUCCCCAGCCAAGAAACGCAAGGUUGACUUUGAAUAUUAUAUAUCCGAUAUUGAGGAAGUACCGGAUUUUACGCCAUGUAAAAGGGCGAAAUUCGAGGACUGUUCCUACGCAAAUUCGGAACACUUGGACACAUCAAACAUUUCCAAUCUGAUCUCGAUUUUCGGCUCGGGGUUUUCGGGGCUGGUGAGCAGACAGGCGGACUUUGAGCAAGCCUUGAACGGACAGUUCUGUAGCAAACAAGCCCUAGCGAGCCUAGGGGCAUGGACUAGAGCUAUUGUAGCUUUUUGACUCCAUGGUCAACUAGAAUCAAACACUUUAUGAAAUUGUACAAAGUCUAAAUCAAAUUGACUUUAUUUUUGCAAGAAAUGCUAUUUAAACAUUGAACAGUUUUUGUUUGUUAACUCGUUUUUACGGAGAGAUGGUUGUGCCACAUGAUGUGCAGGCGUUUCCUUUUAAACCGAACAUGUCUACAUAACACAUUUUUACAUGGUAGUUGUGAAUUUUAUCUAACGAAGUUGAUUUCGUUGCCUUAAACCCAACGCAUACUACUGCUAGCUAUUGUUGCAAACAUUGAAAGUGGUUGAAUGUCUCGCUCGCGGAUUGUUUUGAUUUGAUCUCUCCUACAGAACACGUUUGAACACAAUGUAUCGUUUUUAAGACGCUACACAAGUAUUGUGACGGAAUAGCAAGCAUUUAAUGUAGCCUCAGCUCCAGGCUAAAUAGAAAAGUGUGCCCAUGGAUGGCUUUGCAACAUGCUUUUGUUGUGCGUAGUGGUUUAAUACGGUAAACAACUAACAAAAAGUUAAACAUAUGCUACACAAGUACUGUUGUGUUGUACUUGGUUUAAUAUCUUGUAUUUCUGGGUUGAUAUUUAAACCUUGGAUAUCGAAACUCAUAUUCUAAAGAGUCGGACACCAGUAGUAGGCUGUUACAUGGAAACUACAUGGCACAUUCUGACCACACAUAAAUUGACAGGUGAAGGCGCAAUGGCUCAGACUUAAAUUUCCCUCUCAAACUCGUGGGUGCAUUAACUCUGAACCAGCUUGAUGCGUCUCUCUCUAUUGAUGUACUUGUUGUAGGCUACCCAACUUCCCACCUCAUCUCUGAUCAGAACCAUUAAUUCCUCCAAAUCCCAGAAUGCACGUGUAAUCGAAUCAAUCCAGGUAUUUUUUUGACAGUUCGAUCUGUUGAGCGUUCCCCCUGAACCUAUAACAAAAAGUUACUGAUCAAGCCUUCACAGUAAUUCAUGAUGCCAACAUGGCUUGGUUUUGUGAGUUUUGUUUUAUUUUCAAAAAAUGUAAGACCUUUUGUUCUAAAAAGGCAAGCUCAUAAUUUUGUCAUACAUCCACACAUUAUAAGCACUAUGUGUACUGAAAUAAAGAUGUCUUUCACACGUCCUCUCCAUAUUUUGUUGCUAUUCUUGUAUUUUUGUGCAUAUUAAAUUGUAUAUCACCGGGUAAAACUGUUUUAGAACAUAUUUGUUAAGAAUUUAUAAUCUUAAUAAAAAUUUUAAAACAAA